Amphibalanus amphitrite is the source of this 1260-nucleotide messenger RNA. RefSeq names its product ragulator complex protein LAMTOR3-like. Gene Ontology annotation, biological process: cellular response to amino acid stimulus; positive regulation of TOR signaling. The coding region runs from base 301 to 681 and encodes 126 amino acids. Gene Ontology annotation, cellular component: Ragulator complex. The transcript has 5 exons. The record is from RefSeq and is a predicted model, not a curated record. NCBI's taxonomy places the organism in Eukaryota, Metazoa, Arthropoda, Thecostraca, Balanomorpha, Balanidae.
GUAAUUGAACACAACAAAGCCAUAUUCCUGAAUAGUCGUUCUUGCAUACGCGUUUUUCCUGUGUAACUAGGGCAUAAAAUAUAAGUAACUCAAAUUGAGGUUCAUAGCAAUUUCCACAGUUUUCAUAGAGCGUUGAAUAUAUUCCAUUUUCAUUGGAAGGCCAGUUUCUUUUAUGUUGGGACGUCUUGUUUGGGACCCACUUCACGUGCCCUAAUCUAACAACGGCAUUGGGACCAGAUUCUGUCCAUGACUUCAAACCUGAGCCUUUUAUUUUAAUUACUCAAACCAUAUACUAUCAAAAUGCCUGCAUUUGAGGAUGCUAAGAAGUACUUGGAAAACAUCUUGAAUGGAGACCAUGGGGUGGAGGGCAUUGCAAUCCAUGACAAGGAUGGAUGCUGCAUUGUCAAAGUCUCCACGCCGGCAUGUCCUGAGAGUGCGAUGGGCGUCAAAUACCUGUCGGCAUUCUCCGUUCUCUCGGACCAGGCAGCCAAAAUGAACAUGGAAAAGAACAAGAAGAUCUUCCAUAUGUACUCAAAACACCAGGUGGUGCAGUUUCGGCUGGACCCGGUCAUUCUGACGGUGGUGGCGGCCGCCUCGGCCAACACGGGCUACCUGUCCUCACUGGACGUCACGCUGGAGCCGCUGCUGCAGAGACUGCAGCCCCUGGUGCGGCCCCACUGAGCUCCGAGUCUAGCGGCGCUCGCCGGUGAGGGUGAGGGGAGUGCGAGGGUCGGCCUCACGGACGGGAGAAGCGGGUACCGACGGUGGCGCCGCGCCGCGGCUACUAGUGGAACUAACUAGGACGGCCGGUCACUGCAGAUGGCAGCCCAACAGUGCCAAUUUUGAGCCGAUGUAUGCGGUGUUACUGCGUUAGCGUCUCUGUCGAGGUCUCCAGACGUCGGCUGACACCGAGAGUCGUUGCAUUCGGUGCUCUCUCUGACUCAGGGGCACAUGGUCAGAACUGAGAAGCGUUCGCCUUGUGCUCGCUGAACGUUUAUCCAGCUGUAUUCGAGAGGGUGUAUGGCGUAUGCUCAUGCUCGGCUGUUUGGAACCACCGUAGUUCCCGACAAGUUACGACGGGGAAUGUAAUCGUGGUCGUGGCUGGCCAGCCCGUAUAUUUUAUUGGGUUAGCGAGGUAAACGCUUUACUGUCUUGGGGAUUUAAAUAUCGUGAGAACUUUUGUGUAUGAUAAGCUGUUAAGGUUUAUGUGCAUUAUGCCAUCUGCAAAUGUGAAAUCGACUAAUACAUGUAAUCGAUUGA